This is a messenger RNA of Penicillium longicatenatum, 972 nucleotides long. RefSeq lists its product as uncharacterized. Bases 1 to 972 code for a protein of 323 amino acids. NCBI's taxonomy places the organism in Eukaryota, Fungi, Ascomycota, Eurotiomycetes, Eurotiales, Aspergillaceae. The transcript is spliced from 4 exons. The record is from RefSeq and is a predicted model, not a curated record.
AUGUCGCUGAUAAAGUGGCAUAACCAAUGGCCGGAUGGAAUACCCUCCUGUGUUCGCCGGCACGAAAAGCCCGUGGAGAAUGUGGAAUCUAUCACCUGCGCUUGGAGGCGUUUUGUUCGCGAGCAGUGGGUCGGUGGCAGCGACAUAGAUCAACAGAGGCGAGCUCUGAUCGAACGAUGGGCAACUGCUGACCAGGAAUUUCGCGAUGACUAUGAGCGUCGAGCUAGAGUGGAUGAACCACCUUUUGAUGGCCCUGAAAAUGAUCCCUGUCUUUCCGGAUAUCUGAGCUUUCAACUUGACGAGGUCUACGUCUGUAUCUCCCAAUGGACUGCUGAGACACAAGCUCUACUCGCCAAGUGUAUUAUUUCAUUAUUCGGACUAGACUGCGGUGACGGGCCUCUGGCAUCAGAAAUAUCACUACUGAUGCCCCUCGAAGAAAACCAGUGUGAUUUGAUAGACAACUUCAAGUUCCGUCAGAGUGUUGCCCGGCCCGACUUCCAGGAUGUGCAUAUGAUGCAGGACGGAACCGUGGUAUUCGCGAAUGACACCCCGAAACUUAUCAUUGAUGACCAUACUCUUGAAACUGGACUUGCACUUUGGAUCCAAUACGAAACAAACGGAUUCCGGGAACGAGUUUAUAGAGUUCAAUUGCUCUCCAAGGAAUUUCCUGACUUGUUUCGCGAUGUGCAUCUCAAUAUGAACUCUUUAGAGGUCACGUUAGGGUUCAUGGAGGAUGCUGACGAAGACGAGGAUGAGAAUUCAUAUAUGUUUUGGCAGGAGAAGCCGGUUGAUAUGCGUCGUCCAUUCCUGGAAGUGUAUGGGGGUGCAGAUACGAAGACAUCUGCUCGACUUGACGAAUAUGCGCCUGGAUACCGGGCAGCUGAGACCCUGGGCAAUGGCUUAGCAAUUGGGUAUAAUUUGGAACAAAUUCUGCUUAACGAUGGACAUCCGACGAGGAUCAUAGAAAGUUGA